GAAGAUUCCGGGAAAUAUUUUUUUAGAUUUAAAGAGACUCAAUCAAGCCAGGUGGACUAUGUAAACUCUUCUGUAUCAGUACAGGUGACAGACCUCAAGGAGAAGCCUAAGAUCAGUGUGCCAAAAGAACUGAUUGCAGGGCAGAAUGCAAACUUGCAAUGUGUACCACCUGGAAAUUGCGCGAAAAACCUACUCGUGUACAAUGGAAAAAGAGUAACGUAGGUGGGACAUGGAUGAAGUCAUCAAAUUUGACAUUUACUCCGACUCUUAAUGACCAUCAGGCAUCUGUUACCUGUGAGGUGACCCUCUCAACUGGGAAGACAAUUACUGCACAGCAUACCCUCAACAUUGAAUAUCCCCCUGCAAACAUAAAGAUCACCCUUUCUUCAUCUACAGGAAGAAGCGUUGACAUUAAUGACUAUAUAGUUAUUAACAAGAAGGAGGUUUUGACUCUAAACUGCUCAGCGGAAGCCAAUCCACCAGCAAGUGUGAUCUGGAGGAAAAGAAACCAUACAAAGCAAGAUAACAGUAUCGCUAGCGGGAAGUUUUGGUCUGCUGCCAACAUAACAGAGGCUGAUAUUUACAGAUGUUGUGCAUCAAAUAAAUAUGGAAUCAAUGAAACCUUUCUGGAAAUCGAAAUUAUAACUGAAAAAGAUCUUCAGCAGAGACCAGAAGUCAGAAUUGCCACAGACGACGGUAUCAAAACUUUUGUUUAA
Molecule: messenger RNA, 716 nt
Organism: Nanorana parkeri
Lineage: Eukaryota; Metazoa; Chordata; Amphibia; Anura; Dicroglossidae
Product: sialic acid-binding Ig-like lectin 6
Exons: 5
Coding region: 159-716 (185 amino acids)
Source: RefSeq, a predicted model, not a curated record